Messenger RNA from Ictalurus punctatus (channel catfish), 2690 nucleotides. It is a transcript of the gene rhcgb, whose product is annotated as Rh family, C glycoprotein b. The transcript has 11 exons. Lineage: Eukaryota; Metazoa; Chordata; Actinopteri; Siluriformes; Ictaluridae. The coding region runs from base 44 to 1504 and encodes 486 amino acids. The record is from RefSeq and is a predicted model, not a curated record. Gene Ontology annotation, biological process: ammonium transmembrane transport; ammonium homeostasis. Gene Ontology annotation, cellular component: plasma membrane. Gene Ontology annotation, molecular function: ammonium channel activity.
CAGGUGCGCAAAUACGCACAGAUCUUCCCGUGCACGCGCGAAAAUGGGCAACUGCAUCGUACCUUACUGCGAUGGGCCCAAAAACACCAACGUCCGAUUCACUCUGCCGGCUGUGUGCUUUGUGUGGCAGACCGCCAUGAUCAUCCUCUUCGGGGUGUUCGUGCGGUAUAAUGAAGAAUCUGACGCUCACUGGGUUGAAUUUAAAGCUAAAAAGAACAUAACAUCUGACAGUGAGAAUGACUUCUACUUCAGAUAUCCAAGUUUCCAGGAUGUCCACGUUAUGAUUUUUGUGGGCUUUGGAUUCCUCAUGACAUUUUUGAAGCGAUAUGGUUUUGGUGCUGUUGGUUUCAACUUCCUCAUUGCAGCAUUUGGGCUUCAGUGGGCACUGUUAAUGCAAGGCUGGUUCCACUCUCUGGACCCAGCUGAUGGCUUUAUCAAAAUUGGCAUGGAAAACAUAAUCAAUGCUGACUUUUGUGUGGCUGGCUGUUUGAUUGCCUACGGAGCACUUCUAGGGAAAGUCAGUCCUGUGCAGCUCAUGGUGUUGACCCUGUUUGGCAUUACCUUGUUUGCUGUAGAAGAAUUUAUCAUAAUUAGCCUCCUUCAUGCCAGAGAUGCUGGAGGUUCUAUGGUGAUCCACACCUUUGGAGCCUAUUAUGGACUAUCCAUCUCAUGGGUCCUCUAUCGGCCAAACUUGAAGGAUAGCAGUAAGCUGAAUGGCUCAGUCUACCACUCUGAUUUGUUUGCCAUGAUUGGAACUUUGUUUCUGUGGAUGUUCUGGCCCAGUUUUAAUUCUGCCAUUAGUGACCAUGGAGAUGGUCAGCAUAGAGCAGCCAUUAACACCUACCUGUCUCUGGCUGCCACUGUCCUCACCACCUUUGCCAUUUCUAGCCUGUAUCAGAAGCAUGGAAAACUGGACAUGGUGCACAUCCAGAAUUCCACCCUGGCCGGUGGUGUUGCUGUAGGAACAGCUGCUGAGUUCAUGCUAAUGCCAUAUGGCUCUCUGAUAGUAGGGUUCUUCUGUGGUCUCAUCUCCACACUGGGCUACAUUUACAUCUCACCCUAUAUGGAAAGAAAGUUAAAGAUCCAGGACACAUGUGGUAUCCAUAACCUGCAUGCAAUGCCUGGUGUCAUAGGGGGGAUUGUGGGAGCCAUUACAGCUGCUGCUGCUUCUGAACCUGUAUAUGGCAAAGAGGGGUUGAUAAACACAUUUGAUUUUGAGGGGUCAUUCAAAAACAGAACCCCAGCUGUCCAAGGUGGCUACCAGGCAGCUGCAAUGUGUGUCGCUGUGUGCUUUGGAAUAGGAGGUGGAAUACUCGUGGGUCUGAUCCUGAGGAUGCCUAUCUGGGGGUCUGUGGCAGAUGAUAACUGCUUUGAGGACGAGGUCUAUUGGGAGGUGCCUCAGGACGAGGAACCUAUCCCGCCUGUUCUCGAGUAUAACAAUCACAUGGCAACCAACAAGAAUGCAGAAGUGAUGGAAACACGCUUCAAUGUGGAACAGAGCUAAUGCUGGAAGACCAGCGUGCUAUCAGCCUUGACUCUGCAAAUCUGACCACGCGUUGUUUCUCUAAAUAGCAGUAAAGGCAAAUCUUAAUUAUAUACUUUGUUAUAAUGACCAUUUAUCAUACUGACCAUAGAUUAUAAGAUGUGUGUGUACAAUAAAUCACUUGUUCUGUUCAUAUGGUUUUUAUUGCACCCAGAUUUUCCCAUCAAACAUUGAAGUGCAGCAGUGUUGGAAAGGGAAGUGUUUAAAAAUGUUAUUUCAUACACAGAGUGGGUCACAGUCAAAAAGAAGCGUUGCCCCUUUUCAGUAUUUCAUUCAAACUUUCCAGCUUACUUCCUAAUUUUUAAGAGUAAAAUUGCAAAUGUUUGUACUGACUUACAUACUGUCUCUACGUUUUUCAUGGUGUUGAUUUUUGAGGGGUUGAAUCUAUGUCCUUUUAAUGUUUAGCAGGUGGUGACACAUUUCUCGUUCAUGUAUAGUAAACAGUAGCCAUGGAUAUGAUGAUAUAGAAUACAUUUAUAUAUUUAGAAUGACAAAACUAGAAAAGCGAUUGUACUCUAAUUUGAUUGACCUAGCUAAACUCUCAUUCAAAGUUUCAAAUGCUAGUUUAGAAGAAAUUUUCGUAGAAGAAUAGGUAUGAGAUUUUUUAAAAUAUAGUUUUAUACACCUGCCCAAGUAAGAGCAAGAUAGAAAAUAUUCAAGAUUAAAAGAAUGUAAUAGAACUAUACAAUUGACAUUACAUUAUUCCAAAUAUUAUUUGAAUGUUAAAAAUGUAUGUGAUUAUAGCACCAGAAAUUUAAUUACAUUUUCAGUCCGUUUUAAAUUUAUAUUUAUACCUUCCAUAAUUUAAUGUAAUUUAAGUUCAAUUCACAAUCAAUUGAAUUGUAACUUUAAUGCAUAAUCAAUUUAUGAGCAUAUUAUUGAUGUUCUAAUCAUUAAACUGAUUUCAAAAUCCAUUUCUCUAACCGUGUAGAGAAAUAAUCUUUAUUGCCUUGUAUAAGUUUCCAUGUUUUCCCAGGGUUUUUUUUUGUUGUUGUUGUUGUUGUUUUUUUACAACAAAGUAUAGUUUGAUUCUGCCUUCUGCCUAUGGUUUUGUAAAUAAAAGUUCUUACUGAAAUUUUGUGAUAAUGUCGAUUUUUAUGUGCCAUACAUUGUGAGACGGUUAUGUGAAUAAAAUGCACUAUUUUCA